Molecule: messenger RNA, 1614 nt
Organism: Symbiodinium necroappetens
Lineage: Eukaryota; Dinophyceae; Suessiales; Symbiodiniaceae
Source: the annotation of a GenBank genome assembly
AUGAAGAGGGCAGGCGGACCUUGCGUUGAGGCGUCCCCCAACAAGCGUCAGCGAUAUGGCGGCUGUGGUGGCAGUGGUUGGCGGGAUCUGUGCUUCGCAGCAAUCCUCCAGGCCUCGAACAUGCAACGAAGCGCCAGACGUGGGCUGGCAUAUGUUUGGUUGCAUUUUGUAUAUGAGCCUCUCAUCUACCGACGGCGAGUCCAAGCCGCACACGAGUUCUUGGCCGGUCGCAGCCGCAGCCAGUUAAUCAGUGAUGUUGAAGAUGCCGUUAACUCGGCUGAAGCGAAGCCAUUCCGUGCCGUGUUGCGGGAUGAUUUCUGGCAUCAGCAAGAUUCACCAGUCGAGACCCGUGACACGCUCAUGCAAAGGCGCCUGUUGCUCCGAGCCGAGUUGGAACUACAGCUCCAAAGACAGCAGUGGAAAGAAAGUGCCAGUGGGAGAGGUUUUGUGGCAAUUUCUUGUAACUUUCGGCUGCGAGUUGAUCCCAAACAGCGUCACUAUUUCGGCAAAGUUCCUCUAGAGGUAAAGCGUGGCUCGGCAUUUGACUCUACUGUGGAGGCAAUUCUGGCUGCCAAACCAUCGCACCUGCUUUCGGGUGUCCAUGUAAGGUUCCACGAGAGCGGUGGCUUCGCAGAAGCAGGUGUGGACAGUGGUGGCUUGACCCGGGAGUUUUUUGAGCUGGCGAUCAAGGAACUUUCAGCAGAUGUGUCCCCGCCUUCUAGGCCGACCCGGCAACAACGGCAACAACCAAAGUUUCGCCGAAGUGUUUCGGUGGAAGGCAUUGGUCAGCCCAUGUUCUGUCCGCAAGCCGACGGCUCCUUGAUGUUAGUCCCCUCUUCCCGGCCACCGGCCGUCUACUUUGCCCUUGGCCGACUUGUGGGAGUUGCCCUGGUGCAUGCGAGCUAUGGUGACUCAGCCCUGCCUCUUCCUCUGUCGGACUGCUUGCUCAAGUGCAUGGUCGGCGCCCCCAUAACAUCGGCUGAUGUUCGAAAGCGGGAUCCUGUUUACUACAAGAACCGUAUCGAAGCAGUCCUCUCGGUGCAGGGACGCCACAUGGUCACCGCAGCAUUGAUGGAGGAGAAGCUUCUUUUUGUGGAGGGUGGCAGAGAGUUGAAGCCAGGAGGUGCUGCUGAGGAGGUUACCGAUGCGAACGUGAUGGAAUAUGUGGCAUUACUCAGUGAAGAUUACAUUUGUGGUGAUGUGAGAACAGAAAUUUCCGAGUUCCUUGCAGGUUUUCACGAUAUUGUGCCCCGUAAGCUGCUACAGCAGGUGGGCUUGUCCUGGGUUCAGCUGGGCAACUUGCUUUCGGGAGUCGACCACAUCGACAUCGAAGCUUGGCGGCGGUAUUCGCAGGUGCGUGCUGCUGGCGUCGCUGAAGAGGAAGCAUAUUCAGUUGCGAACAUCUUCUGGGACACGUUGGAGCAUUGGCCUGCAGUUGAGCGUAGUGCCGUGCUGGCCUUUGCAAGUGGCUGUUCACGCCUGCCGGCCUGCGGCUUCGCACUUCUCGAUCCACCGUUUACUGUGGAAGUGACGCCUUGCUCGGGCAAGCUGCCAACUUCACACACUUGUUUCAACACGAUCACUCUGCCUGCUUAUGCCCAGGAAAUGCUCUAG